Molecule: messenger RNA, 324 nt
Organism: Seminavis robusta
Lineage: Eukaryota; Bacillariophyta; Bacillariophyceae; Naviculales; Naviculaceae
Source: the annotation of a GenBank genome assembly
AUGACGACCAUGGCGAAUUCUAUUGCUAACAGGGUACCCAUGAGCUCGGGGCAGGUGCAAGUGUAUCUACAGGAACACUAUGGAGUUCCAAUUGUGUUGAGAGAGCAGGGAGAGACGAAUAUCAAAUGCCCAUAUUGUCUCAAGUUGUAUGAACACGGGCUACAGACUGGGCAUCAUGUGGCGGGGUGUGACGACUGCGAUCGGUUCAAUGGGAUAGGAAUUGUUGUUGGUGAGAGAUACUUUGUUCCAAACUACGGCUACACUAUUUUUUUGUAUAAGGAAAGGGCUGGGGUAAAUGAAUUGGUUGUUCACGAGAUGAGUUAA